Messenger RNA from Puccinia triticina, 561 nucleotides. RefSeq lists its product as uncharacterized. The coding region runs from base 1 to 561 and encodes 186 amino acids. Gene Ontology annotation, biological process: protein autophosphorylation. The transcript has a single exon. The record is from RefSeq and is a predicted model, not a curated record. Gene Ontology annotation, molecular function: phosphorelay sensor kinase activity; histidine phosphotransfer kinase activity. Lineage: Eukaryota; Fungi; Basidiomycota; Pucciniomycetes; Pucciniales; Pucciniaceae.
AUGUGUGAGUCAAUCGGUCUUGGGCUUGCCGUUGUCGGACGAGUUGUGCACAACAUGGGUGGCCAGUUGCGGGUAGAUUCAACUGUGGGCCAGGGCUCAAAGUUUAGUAUCACCUUACCUUUUGUGGUCCCGAAGAACAAAAACUCGCGUGGCGCGACUUCUGAUGAUUCCGGCAACAUGAAGUCGAUCGGCUCGGGCUCAUUGCUAAGCAAACACACCACCAAGAUGUCAUCCAGUCAAGGGAGUACCGGAAGCAACCACGGCUCUGGCUCAAUGGGUACAUCAAGCAGCGGGAUCGAUGAGAUUGUGGACGCGAUAACUGGCGAAAGUAGCGGUCGAAAUUCCUCUGAAGCUCCAUAUUUGCCCCGCUUGACCAGCUCCUUCCAAAACCAAAACCAAAGCAAGCCGCGCAAGUCAAUCAGCUUUGGCUCGACCGGAGGGUCCAAGGGUAGCGGAAGUUCGCAUUCCCUUGGUAUUAACAUGGGUGGCGAGAUGGCUCGUUGUUGGAUCAGCUUGGCAAUCAGAGCCUCUCUAGCAGAGGGCUGCACAAGACACAGAUGA